AUGGUCUGCGUGGGUGAUUGGGGUAGACCAAGGCUGAUACCAGCAGACAACUGUGAUAGCUAUUUAGGGCAAUUGGGAUUACUGGAAUUGGUAGUAAUCUUCCUGUGCGCUGCGGGCAUCGCUUCCGCUGGCAAUCUGCUCCACGCUUCUCCUCUCGCCUAUUCCGCACCAGUUUCAUCUGUGUCUUACUCUUCACAAACGACUUCCCAUGGAGCACCAGCGGUAUACUCAAGCCCAAUCGUCGCAAAGUCAUACGCCACCCCUGCUGUAGCAACCUACGCCGCACCAGCUUACACAGCUUACCAAGGUGCACCCGCGUACUCAACAUACGCCGCUGCCCCGGCCUACUCCACUUACCAUACUGCCCCUGUAGCCACAUACACUAAGGCCCUGUCUCCAGCUGUUUCUUACUCGUCCGUAUCUCACUCUAAGACCGUGUCCAGCCCAGCUGUAGCUUAUGCCGCCGCCGCCCCUGCUGUCUAUGCCUCACCAGCUGUUGCCACAUACCAUGCCACCCCCGUUGUAACUAAGACUAUCGCUACUCCCGUGGCUUACCACGCUUCCCCCGUGGCCUACCACUCUGCUCCAGUCGUCAAAUCAGCCAUCACUUACUCAGCCGCCCCUGCUGUGUCUCACGUGUCCUACGCUGGUUUGGGAGCCACUUAUGGCUGGUGA
This is a messenger RNA of Pieris macdunnoughi, 675 nucleotides long. Lineage: Eukaryota; Metazoa; Arthropoda; Insecta; Lepidoptera; Pieridae. The record is from the annotation of a GenBank genome assembly.